Cynocephalus volans (Philippine flying lemur) is the source of this 945-nucleotide messenger RNA. It is a transcript of the gene KCNK16, whose product is annotated as potassium two pore domain channel subfamily K member 16. Gene Ontology annotation, cellular component: plasma membrane. Lineage: Eukaryota; Metazoa; Chordata; Mammalia; Dermoptera; Cynocephalidae. Gene Ontology annotation, biological process: stabilization of membrane potential; potassium ion transmembrane transport. The record is from RefSeq and is a predicted model, not a curated record. Gene Ontology annotation, molecular function: outward rectifier potassium channel activity; potassium ion leak channel activity.
AUGCCCAGCACUGGGCUCUGCAGCUGCCAGGGUGGUUGGGUGCUGGCCCUGCUGCUGGCCUAUGUCUGCUACCUAUGGUCUGGUGCCACCAUCUUCCAGCUGCUGGAGAAGUGAUCUGAGGCUUAGUCCAGGGACCAGAUUCAGUUUGAGAAGCUGCACUUCCUGGAGAACUACACUGGCCUGGACCGCUGGGCACUGGAGCAGUUUGUGCAGGUCAUCAUGGAAGCCUGAGUGAAAGGCUUGAAUCCCAAAGGCAACUCUCUCCCCAGCAACUGGGACUUCAGCAGCAGCUGCUGCUUUGCAGGCAUGGUUGUCACCACCAUAGGAUAUGCAAACGUGGCGCCCAGCUCGGAGGCAGGUCGAAUCUUCUGUGUCUUCUAUGCCCUGGUGGUCAUCCCGCUCAAUGAGGUCUCUCACCUAGGCACGGAGCUGCGUACCCACCUCGCCACCCUCAAGAGGUGAGAGGACCUGUCAAGGUGCUCCCAGCUACUGCAGGUCCUGGGUCUGGCUCUGCUCCUGACCCUGGGGUCGCUGGCCAUUCUCAUCUUCCCGCCUAUGAUCUUUGGCCAUGUGGAGGGCUGGAGCUUCUGCGAGGGCUUCUGCUUUGCUUUUAUCACUCUCAGCACCAUCGGCUUCAGAUACCCCCUGGCAUUGGUGCUGUCCCCUUGCCUGGCAGGCACAGGUCCCAGCAAGCAUUACAUCUCUGUGUACCGGAGCCUGGCGGCCAUCUGGAUCCUCCUGGGCCUGGCAUGGCUGGCACUGAUCCUCCCGCUGGGUUCCCAGCUUCUGCACAGGUGCUCCCACCUCUGGCUGCUCAGACUGAGGCAAGGCUGUGGAGCAGAGGAGGCUUCAGGCGGGAGCCCCAGGAAAGGAUCUACAGCAGCAAGAGGGAACCAGGUUACACCCCAGGACUUCCUGUCAUCCAACAGAGGACUGGGAAACUGA